Messenger RNA from Aphidius gifuensis, 2359 nucleotides. RefSeq names its product protein tramtrack, alpha isoform-like. Gene Ontology annotation, molecular function: protein binding. The transcript is spliced from 7 exons. Lineage: Eukaryota; Metazoa; Arthropoda; Insecta; Hymenoptera; Braconidae. Gene Ontology annotation, biological process: regulation of transcription by RNA polymerase II. The record is from RefSeq and is a predicted model, not a curated record. The coding region runs from base 155 to 1216 and encodes 353 amino acids. Gene Ontology annotation, cellular component: nucleus.
UGUCACGUAAAAAAAAAAUAAAAAUAAAAAACAAGAGAAAAACAACAGUAAGAAAUAAUGCAUUGUUAAAUAACCUGUGUGAAAAUAAAAACGAACAAGUGAAUAAACAGAGGCUGAAUUAUUUUAUUAAAUUUAAUAAUAGUGACGUUAAAAAAUGGGGCUGUUUAAUCUCAGAUGGAAUAAUCAUGUCUCAAAUGUACUUCAGAUGUUUAUUGAACAUUAUUCAUCUGAAUCAUUUGUUGAUGUUACAUUGUCUUGUGAAGGGCGUUUCAUCAAAGCUCACAAAAUGAUUUUAUCAGCGUGUAGUCCAUACUUUCAGGAGUUGUUUUUAAAUCACGAUGCAAAGCAUCCAAUGAUUAUUUUUUAUGGAAUGAAAUAUGAUGAUCUUCAAAGCAUCAUAUCAUUUAUGUAUAAUGGAGAAAUUGAAGUUGAAGAAAGUGAUCUUGGUGAUUUACUUGCUGUUGCUGAGACUCUUCAGGUCAAAGGAUUAUGCAAUAUGAGAGAUAAUAAUGAAAUUACAAAUACUCAGGCACAAAAUUUAGAACAACAACAGCAUCAAAAACAAAAAAAAAAUGAUAAAACAAUUGAUCCAGUUAUACCAAGUUUAAAAAAUUUAAAAAAGCGUGAAAUGAUUCCCGAUUUGAGUGAUAUUGAAGAGGAAAAAAUAAAUUCAUCUAGUAAAAAAAAAGUAUGUUUUGAACGAAAUAAAAAUGAAUCAAGACAAGUUGAUGAUCAAGCAUUAUAUCAAAAUGACAUUGAAGAAAUAAAAGAGCCAAAAAAAAAUAUUGAAAAAAAAAAAACUAAAACAAAUCAACCAAAAAUAAUAAGUGAUACAAAUUUUACUGAAAAAAUAAGAAGACCACCAAAUGCAUUUAUGGUAUUUGCAAAUGAAUGGAGACGUAAAUUGGCAUUUAAAUAUCCUGGUAAUAGUAAUACUGAAAUAUCAGUAAGACUUGGAGUAAUGUGGAAGAGUCUUGAUGAUGAAUCAAAAACUUCGUACUAUGCAUUGGCUAAACAAUUAAAUGAGGAGCACAAAAAAAAAUAUCCCGGAUAUUUUUAUAGUCCAAAAGAAGCAAGAAUGAGAAAACAUCUACGACAGGAUCUUAUGCUGGGUAGGUGUAUUCCUCAACCUGCAAAGGACGUUGAUGCACUUGGACUUGUUUUUCUAAAUGGUACUGAUAAUCAGGAUUCAGCUGAAAAAAAAUCCCAAGACUGAUAAGGAAAGAUACAAAUUAAUAACUAAAAUUAAAGCAAUUUAAUUUACAACUUAAAUUAAAAUGACAAAAUAUAAUUUUUAAAAUGAUUUUUAUAUAAAAAAAAAAUAACUGCGAUAUUGAUUUUUAUCAAUAAUCAAAUUUAUUUAUUUCUUUUUUGUUGAGAUUUUCUUUUUUUUCUAUUUGUAUACAUUUUUUUUUAUAUAUAUUUCAUUUAACAUUAUUAUUAAUAAUUAAAUUUUUAUGAUUUAUUUAAUAUUAUUAUUAUUAUUAUUGUAUUUUGAAUUAAACGGAAGCAAAAAGUUUACGUGCAGUAAUUAUUAUUAAUGUACAUUGUUUUUUAAUUGGAAUUUUAUUUUUUUUUUUUAAAUUCCAGUUAUUCAAUUGAAAUUAGUUUGUUUUUUUUUUUUUCGUUUGUAUAAACUAAAAUCAUAUUUUAAUUAUUAAGUAGAGCACUAUUUCUUCGGCCUUAAUGAUUUAAUUUUUUUUUUUUGAAGUGACUCAUGCUUGAGUCAUGUCAGUUUAUUUAAUACUAUCAAAUAAAAUUAUUUAUUUCUUUUUUUAAUUUUUGUUUAAUAAAUUAUUCACAUUUUUAAAUUUUCAUUGUUCAAUGAGUGAUAUGCAAUUUAUUAAAGAGAAAAUAACACUAACUGACUACUUAACUUGAAAAUUAAUUAAAAAACAAAAAUGAGAUUAUACAGUAUAUAAAUAAAAUCAGCAAAAUUUGUUAGCUAGUCAUAAGUAAAAAAUAAAAAUUAACAUUUGUCUCGAAAUAUAUAUUUUGUUCCCAUUGAAUUUUUUAAAUAUAUUAAGUCUUAAUUAUUGCAGUUGAAAAAAAACAAAUAUCAUUGCUAAAUUAUUAUUCAUUAAAACGUAAAAUAUAAAUUUAUUAUUUUGUGAAUUUAAUCAAAAAUUAUAAAUAUUACAAUGCCUUUGGUAAAUUAAUGUAAAUCCUAGCGAAUGUUUUUUUAUUUUUCUGUUUUAUUUUUAUUUUUUUUACACCUAAAGUUUACGUUACAAUUAAUAAGUAUCUAAAUGGUCUAAUUUAGCAUGAACACGAGGACAUAUUCUUAUAUAUAUUUAUAUAUUUAUAUGUAAAUAAAUAUCAUUACUGCAAUAAAAGAAAGGCGUAAGUAUAAUUUUUA